GCCAGAGUGCGGGCCCCGCCGGCCGUGCGCGCCCGCUGCCAUGGCUUUCCGCAGGAGGACGAAAAGUUACCCGCUCUUCAGCCAGGAGUUCGUCAUCCACAACCAUGCGGACAUCGGCUUCUGCCUGGUGCUGUGCGUCCUCAUCGGGCUUAUGUUCGAGGUCACAGCCAAGACUGCCUUCCUAUUUAUUUUACCUCAGUAUAAUGUUAGUGUGCCUACAGCAGACAGUGAGAUGGUGUACUACCACUACGGCCCGAAAGACCUGGUCACAAUCUUGUUCUACAUCUUCAUCACCAUCAUCUUGCACGCUGUGGUUCAGGAGUACAUUUUAGAUAAAAUCAGCAAACGACUUCAUCUCUCCAAGGUCAAACACAGCAAGUUCAAUGAAUCUGGGCAGCUGGUCAUCUUUCAUCUCAGCUCAGUGAUAUGGUGCUUCUACGUGGUGGUGACGGAAGGAUAUAUAACGAACCCAAGAAGCCUCUGGGAAGACUACCCGCACGUGUACCUCUCCUUCCAGGUGAAGUUUUUCUACCUAUGCCAGCUUGCCUACUGGCUACACGCACUUCCCGAGCUUUACUUCCAGAAGGUACGAAAGGAGGAAAUUCCCCGCCAACUCCAGUAUAUUUGUCUGUACCUGGUCCACAUAGCUGGAGCGUACCUCUUAAACCUGAGCCGCCUGGGCCUCAUCUUGCUGCUGCUGCAGUACUCCACAGAGUUCCUCUUCUACAUGGCUCGCCUCUUCUACUUUGCAGAUGAGAACAACGAGAAGCUGUUUAAUGCUUGGGCUGCUGUAUUUGGGGUUACACGUCUCUUCAUCCUCACCCUCGCGGUUCUGGCCAUCGGCUUUGGACUGGCUCGUACAGAAAACCAGGCCUUUGACCCUGAGAAAGGGAACUUCAACACCUUGCUCUGCAGGCUUUUCAUGCUGCUGCUGGUGUGUGCUGCCCAGGCCUGGCUCAUGUGGCGCUUCAUCCACUCUCAGCUGCGACACUGGCGUGAAUACUGGAACGAGCAGAAUGCCAAGCGGAGAGUCCCAGCUGUCCCCAGGCUCCCAGCCAGGCUCACCAAGAGGGAAUCUGGUUACCAUGAAAAUGGAGUGGUGAAAGCAGAGAACGGAACCUCUCCACGGACUAAGAAACUCAAGUCUCCUUAAGGCCAAAGUGCUGAGAACAGGAAUCUUUAGUGGGGGACUGGCCAGGAGGCAGGAGCCCGGGCCCCACACUGCCUCCUCCUUCCUCCUCGAAACGCUCCGUCUCAGUCCGCAGGAACCUGUCAAAGGGGGUUUUCUCUUUCUUAUUUCUUGGCUUUCUCUUCCUAUUCUUCCACAUACCUUUCUCAAUAAAGCCAAAAAUCUUUCUCUCACUCCUUCAA
Messenger RNA from Cavia porcellus (domestic guinea pig), 1371 nucleotides. RefSeq names its product translocation associated membrane protein 2 (gene Tram2). Bases 41 to 1153 code for a protein of 370 amino acids. Lineage: Eukaryota; Metazoa; Chordata; Mammalia; Rodentia; Caviidae. The transcript has 11 exons. Gene Ontology annotation, biological process: protein insertion into ER membrane; SRP-dependent cotranslational protein targeting to membrane, translocation. Gene Ontology annotation, cellular component: endoplasmic reticulum membrane. The record is from RefSeq and is a predicted model, not a curated record.